Molecule: messenger RNA, 3045 nt
Organism: Macrosteles quadrilineatus (aster leafhopper)
Lineage: Eukaryota; Metazoa; Arthropoda; Insecta; Hemiptera; Cicadellidae
Exons: 3
Coding region: 1-3045 (1014 amino acids)
Biological process (GO): DNA integration
Molecular function (GO): nucleic acid binding
Source: RefSeq, a predicted model, not a curated record
AUGAGAUUCUCUACACUAGAGAAAAAGGCAAAACUUGUCAAAAAUAGGCUUCAGAAAAUAAGCAAGUUUGUGUCAGCCCAAAUUACUCUCUCAGAAACUCAAUCAUUAAAUGUUGUUUCCAUUCAGCGCUUACACAACUAUGAUGAUGAAGUUAGAGGUUUAUUCUCUGAUUUUAAAGCUUUAUUCGAUAAAGUGGUUUAUGAUGAUCCUGGUUCUGAUUAUGACGAAACUGAAGCAUGCUCUAUGCAAGAUGAAAUUUCGGACUUGUACAUUUCUCUGAUCAGUGACUUGAAAAUAGUGUUACCUGCUAAAACUAAAGAAGUAACACCUCCCACCCAACCAUCUCUGCUGCCCAAAUUUGAGUUGCCCAAAUUCAGCGGUAACUACGAAGAAUGGGUUAGCUACUACAAUAUUUUUGAGGCUUCUAUUAAUAGGAAUGAAACUUUGGCCCCUGUGAAGCUGUUCAGCUCAUCAGUGCCUCCCGUGCUCGAGCACAUGAUGAAAUCCCUUCAAGUCUUAAAGCUAAAUACCGUCACCUACGGUCUCAACUGUUCCCCCUUCAUUGCGAUCAGAACAUUACAACAAUUGGUCAAAGAUGAGGGUCACUCAUACCCCAAGGCGUCUGAGAUUCUAACUAAAUCAAUAUUUUAUGACGACAUCAUCGCUGGAGCAGAAAGUCUUGAUGAAGCUUUGUCUGCACAGAAUGAACUCAAGAACUUGCUCUCUAGAGGAGGUUUUGAACUCCGAAAAUGGAUUAGCAACGCACCCCAACUAUUGGACCAAGUCCCAAUUGAACACAAAGAGACUCCAGUGGAGUUAACUGAAAAUAGUGAAGCCUUCUUCAGUGUCCUAGGUCUAAAAUGGACUCCAGAGUCCGACAUGCUUUCUUACAAGGUUAAGGAUGUUGAAAUAAGUGCUAUACUUACAAAGAGAAGAAUAUUAUCUACAAUCGCUAAACUGUACGAUUUACCAGGAUUUCUUACACCCGUAAUUUUCUGGGCAAAAACACUUAUUCAGUAUCUCUGGACAACAGGGCUAACUUGGGAUGAACCUGUUCAAAAUGAUGUUAGAACCAAGUGGCAUUCAUUCUUAGAAGAACUCCCAAUAAUUCAAGAAUUAAGAAUUCCACGCUACAUUUCUACUUCUCUGCAUACGGCUGUGCAACUCCACGGCUUCAGCGAUGCUUCAGAGAAAGGCUACGCUGCUGUUGUCUACCUUCGUGUCACUGACUCUCAAGAGAAUACAAGGCUCUAUCUCAUCGUCUCUAAAUCAAAAGUCGCUCCUUUGAAAAGAAUUUCUCUGCCACGGCUUGAACUUUGUGGCGCUCACUUACUGGGAAAACUUCUUCAAUAUUCUUCAAACAUACUCUCUGCUCAUAUGAAGAUUGAAUCAAUCUAUGCUUGGUGUGACUCCACAAUUGUCCUAACCUGGAUACGUACUCUUCCAUACCGCUUGAAAGUCUUCAUUGCCAAUCGUAUUUCAGAACUCCAAGAAUUGGUCUCUCCUCACUCAUGGAAUUAUGUCAAAUCUCAAGUCAACCCGGCAGAUUGCGCCACUCGUGGUCUUUCACCCUCUCAACUUGUGACUCAUCAUUUAUGGUGGAAUGGACCGGAAUGGUUACAGUCAUCGUCAGAUUCUUGGCCUAAGCCAAAAUUCACACCUGUUAUUGAUGAUGACACUCUUGAAAUAAGGCCAAAUCCUCUAAACGUUCUAGCAACCACAGAGAAGAUUAAACUCACUGAUUUUGAUGAUGACAUCUCUGCUCUCAAAAAGGGAUCUCAAUGCAGCUUAAAACUUGCUCGUUUAUCCCCAUAUAUUGAUGAUAGUGGAAUAGUGCGAGUAGGCGGCAGGUUGAAACAUUCCAACCUUACACAAGAUGCGAAACAUCCAGUUUUGUUACCUAAAUCUCACUGUACUGUCAAACUGUUGAUUAUGCAUUAUCACCUAAAGCAUCUACACGCAGGCCCUCAAUUGCUGCAGUCUAUUCUGUCUCAAGAGGUUUGGAUAUUAUCAGCCCGCAGCGUGAUAAGAUCUGUGAUUUUCAAGUGUCAAAGAUGUUUCAGACUUAAGCCUGUAAACAAACCUCCACUGAUGGGAGAUCUUCCUGAAACUCGAUUAAAACCUGUAAGGCCAUUCUAUCACACUGGUAUGGACUAUAGUGGACAUUUUGACAUUAAAGUUCAUUCAACUAGGAACGCUCAACGGUUAAAAUCAUACCUCUGCCUCUUUGUAUGUUUUGCUACAAAAGCUGUGCACAUAGAAAUUGUAACAGACCUAUCUGUAGACUCCUUCAUAGCUGCACUAAAACGUUUUGUUUCUCGUCGUGGAUUGUGUGCCCACUUAUACUCAGAUUGCGGAACUAACUAUGUUGGAGCCUCAAAGCAACUCAUGAAAACUUUUCAGAAUUUCAUCAAGGAAUCAAACACUAAAGAUGCUCUUAACAACUUCGCGUUAGAUCACUCAAUAAAUUUUCACUUUCAACCACCAGCCGCUCCCCACCAAGGAGGCCUAUGGGAGAGUGCUAUAAAAAGUUCUAAAUAUCAUCUGAAAAGAGUCAUAGGCGAUAGAGUUCUAACACUAAUGGAAUUAAUAACACUCGCCACACAGGUGGAGGCUGUACUAAACUCGAGACCCUUAACAGCGUUAUCCGCUGAUCCAUCUGACAUCUCAGCCCUUACUCCGGGUCAUUUUCUUAUCGGCACUUCUCUUGUGGCAGUACCGGAACCAAAUCUUGAAGAGGUUCCCGAAAAUCGUCUCAACCAUUGGCAAACUGUACAAGCCCUACAUCAACGCUUCUGGCGACGUUGGCAUCAAGAAUAUUUACAUCAGCUACAACAAAGAAAGAAAUGGGAAAAGCCCAACAAGAAUCUAGAAGUGGGUGAUCUCGUUAUAAUUCAGGACCCUAGAACACCACCACUACUCUGGCCUCUUGGACGCAUAGUGAAGACUUCGCCUGGAUCGGACGGCAUCGUCCGAGUUGUCACCAUCAAGACUCAGCGGGGAACCUUCUGUCGUCCUGCUACCAAGGUGUACCCGCUCCCCUGA